Messenger RNA from Coniophora puteana RWD-64-598 SS2, 1401 nucleotides. Its product is annotated as snare protein YKT6. The coding region runs from base 137 to 736 and encodes 199 amino acids. Lineage: Eukaryota; Fungi; Basidiomycota; Agaricomycetes; Boletales; Coniophoraceae. Gene Ontology annotation, biological process: endoplasmic reticulum to Golgi vesicle-mediated transport. Gene Ontology annotation, cellular component: Golgi apparatus; membrane. The transcript has 4 exons. Gene Ontology annotation, molecular function: SNAP receptor activity. The record is from RefSeq and is a predicted model, not a curated record.
GCGCUCUUCUCCACAUCCGUUCGUCACCGUCUGCUCUGCCAGCUCACUCACUGCGGCCACACUCCGUCCCCUAUCGCACGGGCUCCUCUCACUCUUAUCUUUCUCUCUCUUCUUCGCCAACGCUUCACGUGCAACCAUGAAGAUCUACUCCCUCUCCGUCGUCCACGCGCCCCCGUCCGGUUCAUCGUCCGUGCUCAGCACCGCCUCGGACCUCUCCAGCUUCUCCUUCUACCAGCGAGGCUCCGUCGCCGAGUUCAUGACCUUCUUCACCAAGACCGUGGUCGAUCGCACGCCCCAGACCCAGCGGCAGAGCGUGCAAGAGAACAUGUACACUGCCCACGUUUACAACCGCGGCGGCGCCGAGCAGCUUGCAGGCAUCAUUAUCACAGACCACGAGUACCCCGUCCGCCCCGCAUUCUCCCUGCUCACCAAGAUGCUGGAUGACUUCACGGCCAAGGUGCCGCAGUCUCAGUACUCGAAUCCGUCCUCGGUAUCCUUCUCCGAGAUCGACGUCUACAUCAAGAAAUACCAGGACCCGCGUCAAGCGGACACGAUCAUGCGCGUUCAGCAGGAGCUCGAUGAGACCAAGAUUGUCCUGCACAAGACAAUCGAGUCCGUCCUCCAGCGCGGCGAGAAGCUCGACAACCUCGUGGAGCGGUCUAACGCCCUUUCUGCGCAGUCCAAGAUGUUCUACAAGACCGCAAAGAAGCAAAACUCUUGCUGCGUUCUCAUGUAGAGUACCCUGGACUUCACUCGCACGUCUCCAUUUGAGGACGCUUUCUGUCUUUCCUUGUACCAUAUAUUUCUCUUGCACCUAUUUGAUCUUGGAUAUUUCUCUUACCGCCGCUCUGUGCAAUAUUCGAUCAUCAAGGUUGCUAGUCAUACUUCAUGGUAAGCUGGACAUCACUACCGCUUUUACGGAACCCGGCCCAGGAACAGUAGGACAGCAGGGGUAAUAACCAUUCACGGCUGCGAUGUCCUUGGCUGCUAUGGCGUACAAUGCUACGGACCUAGCGCUGCCAACGGCCUUUACAGCACAAUGCAGUCAUGCGGCGCCAGUCUAAAUCUUCCUGUCUUUGUGUAACAAGCGAAUAAUUGACCUGGUGACGAUCCAAGAUAACCAAAUUACUGUGUUCUGAUUGCAGGGCGUCACUCACGACAUCAGCCAUUGGAUCUUCGAGAUUAUAGGACAAAGCAAACCUUGCAGAGCUUAUUGAGCGGCCUCGCCUUAUCAAGGAUCGACGGGUUUUGAAUGAUACCCACCAUUACCAAAUGUAUAUGUACCGAUGACCGGCAGUUCGUGGUCGAAGAGGUACUCGUUGGGCGCAACCCAUCCUAUUUGUUUGUCAUUUUCUUCUUAAUUGUCUUCGCUCAGAAUGAAUGAACUCAACCGGUCUUAAC